Punica granatum (pomegranate) is the source of this 1131-nucleotide messenger RNA. NCBI's taxonomy places the organism in Eukaryota, Viridiplantae, Streptophyta, Magnoliopsida, Myrtales, Lythraceae. The record is from RefSeq and is a predicted model, not a curated record.
AUCUCGUCGUACUUACCCUCUAUUUCUUCUUCUUCUUCAUCAUCAAGAAACGUCCAGGGAGAAGAGGAGAGGAGAGGAGAGAAGAGAAGAGAAGAGAGCAGCUGAGGAAGAAGAAGCUCGUUUCCAUCUGAAUUUCAGUUUGCUUCGCUCCAAUGUCGUCUCCCGCAGAAUGGUACCAGUCUCUUCCACCAAUAAGCAAAGGUUUCGGGACCCUAUGCGUAGCAGCGACGGCAUUAUUUCAUCUGGGACUAUUCAAUCCUGUUUAUGCCGCAUUACUUUUUAAGCCUGUAUUCUAUCAAUUUCAGGUCUGGAGACUUGUUACAAAUUUCUUUUUCCUAGGGAAGUUUUCUGUUAACUUUGGCAUCCGUCUCCUAAUGAUAGCUAGAUAUGGGGUUCAGCUAGAGCAGGGUCCAUUUGAAAGGCGCACUGCUGAUUUCCUUUGGAUGAUGAUUUUUGGGGCACUAUCAUUACUGGCAUUGGCAGCUAUCCCUAUUCUCUGGACCCCCUUCUUGGGUGUUUCAUUGGUUUUCAUGCUUUUAUAUGUCUGGAGUAGAGAGUUCCCCAAUGCGCAAGUAAACAUAUAUGGCCUUGUCGCCCUCAAGGCCUUUUAUCUCCCUUGGGCGAUGCUCGCUUUGGAUGUUAUCUUUGGUUCGCCCAUACUGCCAGAUCUUCUAGGAAUCAUUGCAGGGCAUUUGUAUUACUUUCUGACCGUGCUCCAUCCACUUGCCACUGGAAAGCAAAUAUUGAGAACCCCAAGAUGGGUACAUAAGCUCGUGGCGAGAUAUAGGCUAGGACAACGUCCUCUAGUGAAUGCUCGGACAGAGCCUGAAAGGACAACUGGCGCGACUUUUAGAGGACGCAGUUACCGGCUUAGUGAUUGAGCUGUGGCUUCUGUUUGUGAAUUGCUCAAUGCUUUCGUUUUCCAGAGGAAGUACAAAACCUGGCCUUUGAGGGUAGGUCUAACUUGGUUACCAAAUAGUUGAUUCUUUUGAACCUCUUCUUGUAGCAGUAUUAUCUUCAGAUUACGACUUUAGAUUCAUUUCCAUAUUUCUCCCCGUUCUUCUUCUGCUUUGAGGAUCUCUUUUACUUUUCCUGUCUUUUUAUUGAAUUGAAUGGAUUUGUCUUAGAUGA